This is a messenger RNA of Bactrocera latifrons, 1422 nucleotides long. Its product is annotated as homeobox protein 5-like. The transcript is spliced from 2 exons. Bases 138 to 1133 code for a protein of 331 amino acids. The record is from RefSeq and is a predicted model, not a curated record. NCBI's taxonomy places the organism in Eukaryota, Metazoa, Arthropoda, Insecta, Diptera, Tephritidae.
UUUAGUUUGAAACAUUGACGUUGCGCGGCGGUGUGAAUGGCGAGGGCGACAGCGGCAGCAGCAGUGGCGGCGGUGGAGUGAAUGUUGACAGUGUUGACGUUGAUGCUGAGGUCGGUGGUAUUAAUGGUGGUGUGGGCAUGUUGAAUGCGGGUAACCGUUUGGAAUGCGUGAGCGGUAGUAUUGGUGGUGGUGGUCAGAAAUAUAUGCGUACGGGUUUGAUCAGCACAAUGCCGAAGAAACAACAGUUGCAGCAGCAACAAAAGCAACAACAACACCUUGGCAUCGGCGGCACGAUGUUGGCAACAACGAAGCCCAAGUACAGCUUAACGCUGCUGAAUGUGAAAAAUCACCAACACAACAACAAUAAUAGCAGCAAUAUUAAUAAUAAUAACAACAACAACCACAACGGUAGCAUGGGUAGCACUGUUGGCAACUGUCAGUUGCAUCCGCACCGCAAAUCACCACAUCCGCAUCUACAGCCGCAAUACGCUUACUACCAACAGCAACAACAACAACAACAGCAGUUGUUGCAAAAUCAGCACUUACCACAAAGCAAACGCGAACAGCAGCGGCAACAAUUGUCACAAUCAUACUAUCACCCGCCACCGCCGCCACGUCAUCAGUUACGUGUUUUGCGGCUAUCGUCGGCACCCACGGGCGCGCCUGAAGUCACAACAUCAACAAACCCACCGGCAAAUGCUGCAACACGACGUGGCGAUGGCGUCGCUUCUGCUAGUGCAGGUGGUGUUGGUGAUAGAAGUAGCGGUGAAUUCACAUCACGCAACUCUACACACUUGGAGCAAUCGCUGGCGCUGACACACACCACGCCUACUGCUGCAACAACAACACCAAAUACAAAUGAUUGUAAUAAACAUUUAGUUGGCACAAACACAGUGGCGUGUGAUGAUAAUAGUAGUGAUGAUGCAUCGGCAACACCGGUAACAGAUGCAGCUGCCGCAGCACUAACAACAAAAACAGUUACUACAACAACAACAAAGCCAAUCGGCGAAACACCGAUCGCGGGCGCAAUGUCAAAUGUUUUACAUGGCGGAAAAGAGCAACAACAACAACAACAACAACAACAAUUAUUACAAUUACAACAACAAAAAGCAAAUAGGCUGUGGUAUCAUUGAUGAAAAACCAAUAGAUUUGAGCGCUUAUCUCUCUUUCUAAGCAAAGGCAGCAGAUUGAAAGCAAUACGCCAGUGAAUUCUACGAUUAGUACAUAGCACACAUAGACAGUUCUUUUGAAACAUCACAUACCAUAGAUCAAAAAAGGCGGCAGUGAAGGCAAAGGAUACGCAGGAAAAAUAGCUACAAAAGCAAAAAAUGUAAGUUAUAAACCGAAACGGAGAGAAAACUUGAAGACACCGACGAAAAAAACAAAAAAAAAAAAAACUAAACGAACUGCAGCAACAAAAAA